Trichoderma reesei QM6a is the source of this 390-nucleotide messenger RNA. RefSeq lists its product as uncharacterized. The transcript has 3 exons. Gene Ontology annotation, cellular component: prefoldin complex; cytoplasm. Gene Ontology annotation, biological process: protein folding; regulation of DNA-templated transcription. The record is from RefSeq and is a predicted model, not a curated record. NCBI's taxonomy places the organism in Eukaryota, Fungi, Ascomycota, Sordariomycetes, Hypocreales, Hypocreaceae. The annotation marks the transcript as partial.
GUCAACCUCGACACCCUCGAGCCGCAGCAGCUCGCGCAGGUCAAGAAGCAGCUCGAAGAAGAGCUCGAGCACCUGACGAGCUCCUUUGCGCAGCUCCACGGCGCGCAAAACAAGUUCAAGGAGUGCCUCCGAUGCGUACAGGCCCGAGCCGCCGAUAGCAAAGGCUCGAAAUCCGUCUUGGUCCCUCUGACCAACUCCCUCUACGUCAGCGGCGAGUUGACGAGCACCGAGACCGUCCUGGUGGACGUGGGCACAGGCUUCAUGAUCGAAAAGAAACUGAAAUCGGCGGAAAAGUUCUACGACUCAAAGGUCAAGGAAGUAGGCGGCAAUCUCAAGGAGCUCGAGGUAAUUGUUCAAAGGAAACAGAUGAACGUCCGCACAAUAGAAGAG